AUGAAGCACCGUAGCGAACCAACAGACGAAAACACUUGAGGAGUGUUGUGUGCAGCCAAUCGCCAGAACAACCCUGCAAGACUACAGCAAGGCAGGGAGUGGGAGGGAAGGAUUUGGGAAGCAAAACAUGGCGAAAUAACAAGUUUGGCCGUUCGCCGCAGUUAAAACCUGCACCGUGAAUGAAGUGUUGGACUACAACUGCACGUUCGUAAAAAUCUGGACGUUAGAGAGAGAGAAUAACGCCAAACUUUGAAUAGUCGAGGGCCCCAGAUUACAAGCAUUACGGUGGCUGUCGAGAACAUAGUGCCUGCCUUUCUGCUUGUGUUUUCCCCCGGAAGGUUGGCAGUGCUAGGCGCGACUGUCAACACGGAAAAUGGAUGAAGACGGAAAGUUUAACCUGGAGAUGAAUAUCUAAACCGGUUAGCUUAGCUUCGUUAGCUUUGCCAGUUAACGUUAGAUUGAUCGCGCGCACCUGACUCGGUAUCUCAAUCUGAAUAUUGAAGUCGUGUUAACAAGUUUGGCAAGUACAGUCGCAUCGAAUCGUGUUCCAAUCACGCUGAUUGUUUUCGUUUUUCGCACUCAUGCUAUAGUUAAAUCAGGGGAAGUCGUCUUAUGUGAGGUGGAUCAUGACAGCCUGACAGUUGGUUCUGGUUCUGGUGCGGACGGACCCGGACGCCAUCAUCACAUCAGACGUUGCGUUCUCCUUAAAAACCAAACGCUGCGUUGCAAAGCCUUCAAUGUUAUUUUAUAUCCGUUUAACAAGGAAUGAAUCACAGCUGUCAGGUUGUUUUUAUUUUUCCAGCAUUCUUUGAUGGUGUUAAAAUCAGCUGGGAUGUUGUACAGCAGCAGUCUUGUCAAAAUGAACGCAGCAGCAAGGUGUUCAACAACAGCGGAGGUGCAUCGUAUUGAAAACCUGCAAGCUGACAAAACGGAACCAAUGGCAGGCUAAAGCCGAUCUGAACAGUUUGUUUAAAUCUCUUAUUUGUACUUCAACGUGUUUUGAUUAGGUACUGCUGUAAAACAACUGCGGAUAACAGUUGACUUAAUGUGAGCUAGUCAGCUGGGUGCGUCUGUGUUUGCUAAUCUAAGUGCUACCGUGGUGUUCCGCAACAGUUUCAGCACACAGGACUGCACUUUAGGUUCAUUGUCUUCAUAGAUACGCCAUUACGAGCUCGUUUUAGCAGCUACUUAAAUUCCCCUCUUGUACUUGGUUUCAAAUAACUGGCUAACUUGGUAGCUAACGUCCUAAGUUUGGCCAGCCAUGUCUGAAAACGCCCCCACACGAAGCCUGGAUGACAUAGACCUCGCAGCUCUUAGGGAUCCAGCGGGGAUCUUUGAGCUGGUCGAGGUGGUCGGCAAUGGCACAUACGGACAGGUGUACAAGGGCCGUCACGUGAAGACAGGCCAGCUGGCUGCCAUCAAAGUGAUGGACGUCACAGAGGAGGAAGAGGAGGAGAUCAAAGCAGAAAUCAACAUGCUGAAGAAGUACAGCCACCACAGAAACAUAGCCACGUACUACGGUGCCUUUGUCAAGAAGAGUCCACCAGGACAUGAUGACCAACUUUGGCUGGUGAUGGAGUUCUGUGGGGCGGGAUCAGUGACCGACCUGGUGAAGAACACAAAGGGCAGCUCUCUGAAGGAGGACUGGAUUGCUUACAUUUGCAGAGAGAUCCUAAGGGGCCUUUCUCACCUCCACGCCCAUAAAGUUAUCCACCGAGACAUCAAGGGUCAGAAUGUGCUGCUGACAGAGAAUGCAGAGGUCAAACUUGUUGAUUUUGGAGUGAGCGCUCAGUUAGACAGGACAGUGGGCCGAAGAAACACCUUCAUCGGCACACCAUACUGGAUGGCACCUGAAGUUAUCGCCUGUGAUGAGAACCCUGACUCCACCUAUGACUACAGGAGCGAUAUCUGGUCCCUGGGGAUCACAGCCAUAGAGAUGGCCGAGGGAGCUCCUCCUCUGUGUGACAUGCACCCAAUGAGAGCCCUCUUCCUCAUCCCAAGGAACCCCCCUCCGAAACUUAAAUCCAAAAAAUGGUCUAAGAAGUUCAUUGACUUUAUAGAGGGCUGCCUUGUGAAGACAUAUACCAGCCGGCCAUCCACAGAGCAGCUGCUGAAGCACUCCUUCAUCAGGGACCAGCCCACCGAGCGCCAGGUCCGAAUCCAGCUCAAAGACCACAUCGACCGAACUCGCAAGAAGCGGGGAGAGAAAGAAGAGACAGAGUACGAGUACAGCGGUAGUGAUGAAGAGGACGAAAACCGCGGAGAUGACAGAGAGUCAAGCUCCAUCCUGAACGUGCCCGGCGAGUCCACUCUGAGGCGGGAUUUCCAGCGUCUGCAGCAGGAGAACAAAGAGCGAUCCGAGGCUCACAAGAGGCAGCAGGCCCAGCUGGCUGCUCAGAGAAGGGACCCUGAAGAACACAAGAGGCAACUGUUGCACGACCGACAGAAACGCAUCGAGGAGCAGAAGGAACAACGGCGUCGACUUGAGGAGCAACAGAGAAAGGAGCGAGAGAUGGUGAGGCAGCAAGAAAAAGGUCCCCACCGGAGACUCGACGAUAUGAGACGGGAGGAAGAUAGGAGGCUGGCUGAGAGGGAGCAGGAGUUUAUCAGACAUAAGUUAGAGGAAGAGCAGCGCCAGUUAGAAAUCCUCCAGCAGCAGCUGCUUCAGGAGCAAGCACUCCUCAUGGAGUAUAAGCGCAAACAGCUGGAGGAGCAGCGCCAGUCAGAGCGGCUGCAGAGGCAGCUGCAGCAGGAGCAUGCCUACCUGGUGUCUCUGCAGCAACAGCAGCAAGAAAAGAAGCCCCAGCUCUACCACUACAACAAAAACCUGGAGCCCAACAACAAACCCACUUGGGCCCGAGAGGUGGAGGAGCGGAGUAAGCUCAACAGACAGGGCUCACCCAAAAUCUGCACCACCGUCUCUGACACCGCCAUCCAAUCACGGUCUGACUCAAUCAGCCAAUCAGGAGUGGGGCAGUCUGCUCAGACCCCGCCGAUGCAGAGGCCAGUGGAGCCUCAAGGAGGGCAGGGAAAGUUUCAAAUGGCUCACUUGGUCCCACUAAAGCCUUACGCUGCCCCUGUCCCUCGCUCCCAGUCUCUCUGUGACCAGCCCACUAAGACCAUGUCCGCCUUCCCCACCCAGGACCCCUCCCUUGCCCCCACACCCCGCCCCAUCCACUCUAGAGAGCUGGUGCGUCAAAACUCAGACCCUACUUCUGAGACCCAGGCGCCACAGGCCCACCAAAUCAGAGAGGAUCGUGGGCCAUGGAUCCGCCUGCCAGAUGUGGAACUACCACCCAAGAUCCCUCAGAGGACAGCAUCCAUUGCCACAGCUCUCAACAACCUUUCCUCUGGCAUAAGGCAUCCAGUCAGAGCCAGCAAUCCAGAUCUGAGCCGCAAUGAUCGCUGGGAGAGAGGAGACAGUAUGAGCAUCAUAUCCAAUCUGCCCCAGACUGGCUCUCUGGAGAGGCACCGCAUCCUUAGUGAGCUCCUCCAAAUGGAUUCGCCGAUUAUCUCCCACGACAGUCGUCAUAAGCCAGGGGAGUCUCGCACCUCCUCUCGCCCUGGGCGCCCUGCUGACCACGGCCUCUUUGCCAAGGAGCGUGCUGAGGAGCAGCCGAGGCCCCCUGUCAAGGCCAAUGAUUACUCCUCCUCUUCAGAGAGCAGCGAGAGCAGCGAGGAGAGCGAGAGCGGGGAAGGUGUUGAAGAGGAAGAAAGCCCCACUGAUCGUCACAGGGACGCAGACACAGACUCAGUCAACACCAUGGUGGUUCAUGAAGACGAAGGCGAGGUGGGUGAGGGAGAGCAGGCCGGAGGCUACGGGGAUCAGACCAUGCUGGUGCAGAGGACCCCAGAGAAACGGAGUCAUAAUGGGUACACUAACUUGCCAGAUGUGGUCCAGCCCUCCCACUCCCCCACCGAUUCAGCCUCUCACUCCUCUCCUGGGAAGGACUCUGUUUAUGAUUAUCAAUCCAGAGGUUUGGUGAAAGCAUCUGGAAAGUCCUCCUUCACCACCUUUGUGGACUUGGGCAUGUACCAGUCACCAGGAAGUACAGGGGAUAACAUGUCCAUCACUGGCUCUAGGUUUGAGCAGCUGAAGAUGGAGGUGAGGAAAGGCUCCAUGGUGAAUGUCAAUCCCACCAACACACGCCCCCCCAAUGACACGCCUGAGAUCCGCAAGUACAAGAAGAGGUUCAACUCUGAGAUCCUGUGUGCCGCGCUCUGGGGUGUGAACCUGUUGGUGGGCACAGAGAACGGUUUGAAGCUGCUGGACCGCAGUGGUCAGGGCAAGGUUUAUCCCCUCAUCAACUCUCGCAGGUUCCAACAGAUGGACGUCCUGGAGGGCCACCUGCUCAUCACAAUAUCAGGCAAGAAAAACAAGGUGCGUGUCUACUACCUGGCCUGGCUGAGGAACAAGAUCCUCCACAAUGACCCUGAAGUGGAGAAGAAGCAAGGCUGGACCACUGUGGGGGAGAUGGAGGGUUGCGUGCACUACAAAGUGGUGAAAUAUGAGAGGAUAAAGUUCCUGGUGAUUGCUUUGAAGAAUGCAGUGGAGGUGUAUGCUUGGGCGCCCAAACCUUAUCACAAAUUCAUGGCCUUCAAGUCUUUUGCAGACCUGCCACACAGACCUGUUCUGGUGGACCUGACAGUGGAGGAGGGUCAGAGGUUGAAGGUCAUCUAUGGUUCCUGUGCCGGCUUUCAUGCCAUCGAUGUGGACUCUGGGAACAACUAUGAUAUUUACAUCCCUGUUCAUAUCCAGAGCCAAGUGACUCCACACGCAAUAGUCUUCCUGCCCAGCUCAGACGGCAUGGAGAUGCUGCUCUGCUACGAAGACGAGGGCGUCUAUGUCAACACCUACGGACGAAUCAUCAAGGAUGUGGUCCUGCAGUGGGGAGAGAUGCCCACUUCUGUUGCUCAUAUCUGUUCAAAUCAGAUCAUGGGAUGGGGAGAAAAAGCCAUUGAGAUUCGGUCUGUGGAGACCGGUCACUUGGAUGGAGUCUUCAUGCACAAAAGAGCUCAGAGGCUGAAGUUCCUUUGUGAGAGAAAUGACAAGGUGUUCUUCGCAUCAGUGCGGUCUGGAGGCAGCAGCCAGGUUUACUUCAUGACCCUGAACAGAAAUUGCAUCAUGAACUGGUGAAAGGAUCAGCUGCUCUGGUCAGUGUGUGGAACCCAGCAGGGGUUUGGAGAAGGAAGUGCAUCUUCAAAAAAAUCUGACAAACGCAUGCACACAAAAUGUGAACACCUCUCUAUUUUCUCUCCAGCUCGCUCUACUCACGCACUCAUUCUCCGAAGACACGCAGACACACAAACUCUCAUAGACAGGCACACAAAAACAAUCUGAGUCCAUUCCAGCCUACAUUCCUUAAGACACAGUUUUCUACCAAGGCUCCCUGAUAACAUUCUCCCUAUAGCAUCAUGGAAAAUCUCACAUGAGCUUCAAAUGUUAAUACCAUCUAUUCAUUUGUAAUGGAUAUAUUCUCGUCUUGAUUUACUUUAGUUGGUGAACCUGUGUUCAGUUGUGAUUUAGUUCCUAAUUGUGAAGUAUGUUUGAAAACAUUCCUUGAUGGUUCUUCAGUUAAUUUUGAGGAAGGCAUUAUUUACCCUUACUGUAUGUCCAAAUGAAGCUGUAAAUAGGUAGCACUUACACUCAUACCUAAUCAUUUGCAGGCCUCCUACAUAGCCUGCAUUCAGUGUGGACUUCAAAUAAUAACAUGCUGGAACAUCCAUCUGCAGUGACUCGUGGACCCCCAAAGAUUUGGGCUAUUACAAUUUAAUGGAGGCUUAAAGGAAGGAUUUAGUACAUAAUAUGACAAAGGGACAUUGAAGUCAGGAAGAAGUAGCUUGUUUGAUUAUUGUUAGAUUAUAUAGUAGACUGUAACCUGAAGUCCUGCUUUUGCUAACUGUUUCUAAAUGAAAAAAUGAUGUUGCAUCUCUAAAUCAUGGCACGAACGCCUUGAAUGCUUCAGAAGUGAAAAACACGUCAGUUUGGAUAAAAAUCUGAAGCCUCAGAAAAGUGCAGCACUGCAGAAUCCUUGCUGUGAAAUCUCCUGCUUUGCCUUUUUUCUAUGGUUUAGAUAAAGACAUCCGUUUAUUCGACUCAUCGGGCUUGUAUCUAAACUUUCUGUUUUCAUACAUCUACAAAAUACAAAAUUUGAUAUUUAUAUGUAGUAAUUCUGUAUUGGUAUUAGCCUACUGGUAUUCUUAAUUUUACUGUAAUUAUAUUGCCAUUAUAUUGCAAUAUAUGCUAUUCUUGUGGAGUCUUUGUUUGAAGAGGGGAGUUCAUGUGUUUGGCGUGGUAGAUUUAGGGAGUGAGGAUGUUGGAGAGACAUGAAAGGAGGGCGUCACUGAGACUACAGAGAUCACAUUUUCAAUGUCCUUUCACUCUGCUACCACAGUGAUCUAUUCUGCUGUAUUAUAUUUCGGUUCUGCAACUAUUUUGUGGAUCUUUCUGUGAGAACAGUUUGCCCAGGGGAUCUCAGUAGGACAGGUCAGGGGUGGUACCGGUCAUAUUUGUUUGAGGACAGAGGAAAGAUAUAACCUAGAGUGACCUCUGUGAUACAACAGAGGACACCGGGUCAUCCGGCACUUUGGAGAACGCAGCUGGAGACUGAACAUAUUUUAUAUCCGUACUUCUGCCAAGUUCACAGAAUAUUUUGCAACAGGAAGAAUCAAGGCCCGAAGAAGAUUAGAGCUUAUUGACAACUGCAGGGAAGUGAGAAGUUCUUCCGAUGAUCACUAACCAAGGAGCUUUUCUAUGAAGGAAAAUGAUCCUAAACGUCAGCCCAUUUUAUUUAUAUUAUAAAACAUCUUAACUUUAAAUGUUUACUCCCUGCUUUGUUUUGGCAGCUGCCCAAAGAUGACACCGUUUGCCCCCAUAUGCUGUGCAGUACGGUAGAAGUGCCAGGCAGCGUAAUGAGGAAGUAACUCUGUGAUUUUGUGUCAGCAGUGGGUAGUUCCACACAUGAAUUAGGCUUUUUGUUCUGUGAUUCACAACAACAAGCUGCCUCAGCACUUUGGUAUUAACAGGUGGGCAUUUAGAAGUCUAGAAGAUUUAUGACACAUCUUAUCAGCUUGUAGUUGUUGGCACAACAUCUUCUUAUUUCCGCAUGUGAGUUCAUCUGCUCAUAAAGGCUGACGUGUGGAUGCUUAAAGAGUGCAGCUGACCUAUCUUCAGAGCUUUUGGAUCCUAUGAGAGGAAUCUUGGUCAGUGAUCAAUGGGGGAAUCUUCUUAAAGUUGAGCUUUAUGCUAAAGAGUAAUUUAUAUGGUCACAGAAAGCUAUACAGAUCGCAGCAUAUGGUCAGGGCGGAUGACAUUUAAUCAAAGAUUAUAAAUAGAUGGUUGGAUUUUAUGGCGGAGAUAAAACUGUAAACAUACAUGUACAAAUAUAUCUGGAGCAGACACUUUGGUGUGCAUGUGAGCCAUUGAAAUAGAGUAUUAUAGUACUGUAUCAAUGUGUUUUCCCCUUUUAGCGAAUGUGUUUUUACUCUUUAAUAUGUUAUGUGCCAUGACCUACAUGUGAUAUGUUCAAGAUACAAUCCACCAGGAGCUCUGGCACUCAUGCUUUUUAUGGUUAACCAUCAUUUAUAUUAAUCUGUUUACAGUUUAAGCAGUGCCUUGGAGCUGGAAAGGUUAAGGAUUGGUUAUGAGCCCCCUUCCCUGUCGUCUCUUACUUGAAAUGUCAUAAAGAAGAGACACUACUGUAUCUGCUCCCUCGUAAAGAUUGACGCCCUGUGCCAGUUAAGUGCACUUGAGUCGAAUCCACAAUAACGUGGAGACGGACUUGGAAUGCUUUUUGGCACCCCAUAUAUCUAAUAAAGCAAAACUGAUCAAAGCAGAUAAUCCAUUCAGUUAAUUGCAAUAAUAAAUAAUUUAUCACAAUUAAUCAGUGUCUCAUGUAAAGGAUCUACUCGCAGCGGGAGCUGGCAUAGAGUCAAGCCAUACGUACGAAUGUGUCUAUAGGUGAACUUAGUACUCGUGAUGUCCGCUCAGAAACUGUAGGUUUGUGCAUCAAAAAGCUGAGAACAGCGCUUGUUCUUUAAACAUGUUGAUUGUGUAAUCUCGUUGUAGGGACAAUUAGCUUGAUAUAUUCUGAGAAGCUAUUUUAUAAAAUAUGUAAAUUAGUCUAUAUUGCGAAUAAAAGUGAAUGUAUAUCUAUAAGACAGAUUUGUAUUAUAUAAAAACGUGUAUCGCUCGAUUAAUCAAAGCACAAUGUAUUUUAGAGCAGAGAGAUCAAAGCUAUAAGUGAGACAAAGAGAGAGAUGGAGGGUUUUUCUCCCAUCAUUCAUUCAGCUGUCGUCAAUCUCUUCAGUAGAUAAACAGUGAGUAGUUGAUCAUAAAGAGACAGCUGUCUGUAUGUCAAACUGCAUUUCUCAGAGAAGUGAUAUCUGAAGGGUCAGCUGUGGCACUCGUGUUUGAUUCUGUGGUUGACGGGCUGUUAAUACGCUCGGUUUUGGACACGGAUCACCACAACGGGUGGAGCAGAGGUGAUUCGAGGGGACAGUAGCCCUUGUUGUGAGGUCAUUGGCUCUUGGCAUUGAGAUUGUAUCACAAUGUCGGCAUUUAGUGAGUGAAAAGUGCACACGCAGAUAAAGACAAAUGCUAGUAUAGAUUUGACAAAUCCCUUUGCCUCACGUUUCAAUCUCACAGAUAAAUCACUGCAUUUCUACACAUAGUCUUUGUAAUGGACUGUUUUUAAAAACAACACUAUCAACAUUGGCGCUGUAUUUUUUAAUCAUUUUGUUUGUUUUCUUUACAAAGAUUUGAUGCCUACAUUACCCAGAAUACAACUGGACUACUACUACUACUCAUGCGGUGACUACAAGCUGCUCACAUAGCCUUGUCCUAAUUAUUGCUUGCUUAGAUGAAGAUUGGGCAAAAGAAGUCAGCCAAGCUCACUUCUGUCUCGCUCCAACACCCCUGUUUCUAUUUUUCUUUUUUUUUUUUCUUUUUCAAGUGACAUCACUUGAGCCAAUUUAUCAGUUCGUGUUGCUCCCUCAAAGUCCACAAAGUGCUUUAUCCAUCUGCACAUGUACAGACGUACUCCCCUGUAACCAGACUUGUAUGUGAAAAGUAGUGCACAAACUGUAACAUUUACAAGAAGUAGUCACUUUAUUUUGACCUCAGCUGAGGUAAUGCAAGCAAAAGAAAAAUAGGAAUCGAAUGCAUUUAAUCAUCUUUAUUGUCUUAACUUUUUUCCUCUAUAAAGAGAGAACAAUGAGUGAUUCAAAAACAGUCAGGGACAUUUCAAAAAGACCCUCUUAAUUGUUAAAAAUAGGGAUGCACCAAUCCUACUUUUUAGAUACCGAUAUCGAUACCUGGGCUUUGGUAUCUGCCGAUACCGAUACUAGCCGAAUCCGUCAAAACAUUACCGCUGCACAUGUUGCAAGUUUCCGGCGGAGUUGUUAGCAAAAGAAGCGUGACAUCCACCUAAACUGCAGAGCUCUGUAGUUAUCUUCCAUAAUGAUCUACCGGGCAAAAAAGCACAGACCGGCUGGUGCUGAUGACGUAGGAGAUGCACAUGGCUGUAGUGAACACAGAAAUGCAUAGAACUAAGAUGAAUAGAUCUGCCAUAUGGAUUGGAACUAUAUAUCGGCCCCUUGUCACCGAUAUCCGAUCUAGCUUUUUGAGUCCGAUCUGCCUGAUAUCAGGAUCGGAUCGGUGCAUCCCUAGUUAAAAAUUGGCUCAAACUAGCUGUGGCUUUAAACAAAGCUAAUGCCUUUAAUGUGGUUAACAACUGCUUAUAGUUAUCAGAGUUAACACUUAACUGAGGCAGUCACCUACAAAUAAUACACCUGUUGUUUAACUUCAUGCACCAUUAUUCCAAUCAUGCGUUGUUGUUGUUUUUACUCAGCUGAGUAUUAUUCUGGUUAUUAAUUUCCCUGAAAGCACCUUAAGAUUUCAAAGUGCUAUUUCAUCAUGUGCCAAGAGCCGUUAAAUGACCUGAACCUCACAAUGCAUUAUUUUAGCGACCUUCUGUGUCAGUCUGAUAUGAGCAGACCUGACAUUUCUUUAAAAAGAGCAAUAUAGGCAUUUAAACUAAUCCAAGCAGUGGCCGUUCAUCUCAGUGGAAGUGGAUCUUCAGUGGCUUUAGGCAGACUGAAUGUAGGUUGGUUUGUGUGUCGCUUUAUUACAGAAGUCCUUCUGUAAUUACUUUUGUUUGUAAUCUAAGAAAUAACUUGCUCCUCUCUGACAGUCUAAAAUAGUCACCUGUUUGGAUGCGUGUUCUUGUUUAGCUGUGAUAGCAUCCCACAACCUGCCUUUAUGAACUCUUAAGUAUCGCUAAAAGAAUGGUGAAUAAUAUCCUGACGAGACUCUCCUCUCUCCAAGCUUUUAUGUCUAAUUAAUAACGUAUGAGUGGAUUAGCAGCUGUAGCUGAGAGUGAGGCAGAUCAAACUUGGCAAGCUCUAAAACGACAUGGAUCUUUGGACAGAACUACAAUAUCUGCUCUUCUUUUUCAAUAACUUCUUUUUUUUAAGACGGUAAACAUCUUUGCAAUGUUUUAGUGUGUGUGCGCGCGUCUGUGUUACUUGUGAGAGGUUAACUCGAGAUUGUAUUUCAUAGACUGAUAAACUUUAAACUUUCAAAAGAUUGUGUUGAAUGAAUUCAUGUCUUAAUACAGAAUUGUUUGAAAAAUAAAAAUACCUUGAUCUCA
This is a messenger RNA of Notolabrus celidotus (New Zealand spotty), 10652 nucleotides long. RefSeq names its product misshapen-like kinase 1 (gene mink1). The record is from RefSeq and is a predicted model, not a curated record. Gene Ontology annotation, molecular function: protein kinase activity; ATP binding. Gene Ontology annotation, biological process: protein phosphorylation. Lineage: Eukaryota; Metazoa; Chordata; Actinopteri; Labriformes; Labridae.